This is a messenger RNA of Melanaphis sacchari, 1702 nucleotides long. It is a transcript of the gene Spindly, whose product is annotated as protein Spindly. Bases 297 to 1664 code for a protein of 455 amino acids. NCBI's taxonomy places the organism in Eukaryota, Metazoa, Arthropoda, Insecta, Hemiptera, Aphididae. The record is from RefSeq and is a predicted model, not a curated record. The transcript has 10 exons.
GUACUUACCAGUUACGCUUUAAAAAUUCAAAUUUCUAGUGUACUAUCUUAACUUGUUUUUGUUAAGUUAAUACUGUUAAGACGUUCUUUUGGUUCUAAGUUCUCAAAAAAACUAAUUGGCUAGUUUUUAUACUUUUGCCGUAAUAAUUACUUGGGUGACUAAGCCAACGAUCGCAUCUCAUCUGGCAACUUUGUGAUUGUUAUAAGUUCUAAUUUGAAAUUGUCCGGACUUCUGAAGUAACGUUCAUUACAUGAUUUUUGUACUUUAAUUUAAAACUUUUAAAUUAUCUAGACAAAAUGAAUGAAAAUUUAUCACAAAAUAAUGAAAGCUCUGUAAGCACAUCAACAAACUGUACUCGUCCUAGUAUAACUACAAUUGAUAUUUUAAAACAAGAAUUAUAUCAAACACAACUGCAAUUGAAAACCAAAAAUGCUUUUAUUAGUGAACUUCAAAAUGAUGUAGAACAAUUACAGAUAGUUGAAGAUGAUAAUAUUAAAUUGAAAUCAGAAAUUUUAACAAAAGAGUCAGAUUUAAGGCAAUGGACUGUAAAAUAUUCUAAUUUAGAGUUCAAAUUAUUAGACCAACAAAAAGACCAUUUAUCACAGAUUGAUUUGUUAAACGAGCAACUAUCAAUUUUAAAAAAUUUAAAAGAUAAGCCAAAAGAAGACUUACCAGUAAAUUUAAAUGAAACUAUCGUAACAGAAUUAAAAACUGAGUUAAAUGAAAAAAAGGAAAAAUAUGAAGAGAUGCAAAAUAUGAUUAACAAUCAAGAAAUUAUCAUUAUGGAGCUAGAACAUUCAAAAAGCAGAGCUAUUGAAGAAUUAGAAGAAUUUAAAAGAAAAUUUGAUUUUAAAACUGAUCAAUUAAAUGAAUGGAAGCAAAAGUAUGAGACAUUGCAAGAAGAAUGUGAAAUGCUCAGGUUACAACUCAAUAGUAUAAAUAAUUUAAAUGCUCAUAAUAAAAGAGGAAAUUCAUUGUUUGCUGAAGUGGAUGACAAAAGACAAGCAUUGACAACUGAAUUGGAAAUAAAAAGAGAAAAAUAUGAAACUUUAAAAAAAUGCUUAUCAAAAGCUAAUCAUGAUAACAAUCAAAUGAAGAUGGAAAUUAUGAGAUUAGAAAAACAGUUGUUAGAAACAGAAAGAAAUGAUGACUUAGAAAAAUCUACUUUGAUUCAAAGUUAUAAAAAUUGUAUAAGCGAUUUAGAAGCCAAAAUUAGGGAAUUAGAUAAAAGACCAGAAACCCCACAAGUAUUAAAAAUAGAUAAUUUAAGCAAUGAUGGCAUGAAUGUUGUUCUUCAAAUUGUAUCUGAUGUCCGAAAAGAAAAGAAGGCAUUAGAAGAAGAAAUGAAUAGAAGGUCUAUUAGAGAUAUGGAAGCUCGCCAACAAUGUUUUAAAGGAGAAUGUGAAAUUCGACAGCUUAAGAAAGAGAUGAGAAAAGACAAACUACAAUUAAAAGAAUUAGAACAACAAAUUUCUGUACUAAAAUCUAAAUUGUCUUCAUCUAAGGAAAAUAUUGGGGAAGAUAAACGGAUAACAUCUAAAGGAGUACGUUUUCACAAUAACUGUAAGAUAGAAGAUGGGGGCCCUUCGUUGAAACAAGCAAAAAAAAUUCCACAACAAGCUGUUUUGAACACAAUUGUUUGUCCAAAAUUAGAAGAAUUAUAAAUUAUAAUUAAUAUUAUUUUAUUAUUUUAUUUAGUUUA